UUCGAAAAACCGCCCUCUGUUUACGUCGAGCAGUUGGUUCGUCAUGCCGAGGAUUUCUAUGAAGAAUAUACUUCAGCCGUCUCAAAUUUUGGCAUUCAUUUUUGGCUACUGUCCAUUUUGGAAAUCAGCCGGCGAAAAUGUUUAUCACCGAAGCGUUCUGGGUACGAUACUGCAAGUAGUCAAUAUCCUUUUAACCCUCACCACCCUAUCGUACAUCGUGGGAUUUUAUCUUCCCGAAGCGUUUGGCUCACGACACGAAUGUUCGUCCCUUAAAAACUGCAGCCAAUUGAUAAUCCACGCUAGUCACUUGGCGCUUCUGUUGUGGUUGACUGUGGAUCGAUUAAUUUGUGCCUCGGCAACGUUACGGUGUCUCAAUCUGACGCAUGAGCUCAACGAAGAACUUGGCUGCUUGUCUCCCCCGAAACAGCGUCCAAUUUCGUUUCAACUAACGAUCGUAUGGACCGUCGCGUAUCUGAUCGGAUUGCCCUUUCCCGCGGUCAAUGAUUUCAUGGAAAUUGCAUGGUACUGCUCAAAAUUCUUAACCAUGUACUGUGAGGCCUUAGCUUUGGAAUUCGUCACUGUGCCCUCCGUGGCUCUAAACACGAUCAACGGAUUGCUAGAGACUUGGCAGAGGACUGGAAACUGCAAUGUAAACGACUUGACGCGGUUGCAGUCCCUUUACUUGAAGGCAGCGUACGUGUCAGAAGUUGUUGAUGAUUCCUUCGGAUUUUGUUGGCUGGUGUCACUUUUUACAGCAAGUGUUCAAAUCGUUCUACCGUUCAAGACACUCUUUAAAGCACUCGAUGAUGUAAUCGUCAUUGACCAUCGUAUUCCUUCUACUGCUGAUUAUGUACACUAUGCGUAUCUGUUCUUGGUACUGGCAACAAGUGUGCUACGCUACUUCCAAAUUUAUUACACCCUGGAUCAACCAUCCUCAAAGAGAAUCAAAACCGUCAGCAUUCUGCGUGAACUGAUGAAUAAACAUAGCGAGAACGAAUUAUCGACGAAGAUGAAUGACUUCAUUUUCCAAGUUACCUUGAGAACUAUGGAAUUUAGCUCUGGAGGAUUUUUUGGAAUAAAUUUACAACGUUUUGCCGAGGUAGUAGGCAUGUGGUUAACACUGCUCGUAAUUAUGAUUCAAUUAACCGAGGCGUGAGGGUGACUGGAUCAGGAAUUGAAGCUCCCAGUUCAGAGUUGCCUCGCCUAACAACGAGUUGACAUUCUCUCGAUUAUAGCACUCAUUGCUUACAAGCAUGUAGCGACUAACAAUAAGAUGCUAUCAAAAUA
Molecule: messenger RNA, 1287 nt
Organism: Neodiprion fabricii
Lineage: Eukaryota; Metazoa; Arthropoda; Insecta; Hymenoptera; Diprionidae
Exons: 5
Coding region: 44-1156 (370 amino acids)
Biological process (GO): sensory perception of taste
Cellular component (GO): membrane
Source: RefSeq, a predicted model, not a curated record